Messenger RNA from Venturia canescens, 5993 nucleotides. Its product is annotated as beta-1,4-N-acetylgalactosaminyltransferase bre-4-like. Gene Ontology annotation, cellular component: Golgi apparatus. NCBI's taxonomy places the organism in Eukaryota, Metazoa, Arthropoda, Insecta, Hymenoptera, Ichneumonidae. Gene Ontology annotation, molecular function: N-acetyl-beta-glucosaminyl-derivative 4-beta-N-acetylgalactosaminyltransferase activity; galactosyltransferase activity. Gene Ontology annotation, biological process: glycosphingolipid biosynthetic process; carbohydrate metabolic process. The coding region runs from base 1080 to 2276 and encodes 398 amino acids. The transcript is spliced from 6 exons. The record is from RefSeq and is a predicted model, not a curated record.
GCACUCGGUCACCGGUCCGAUGAUUCCUCUCCGCCGCCGACUCUCAACUUUGACUGUCAAGAGUGUCGAGUGACCAGCAGUCAGCGCUGAGAUUCCGUCCGGUACGGAUUCUACGGUUGGUCCACGGUUGUUCAAUCGCUGAAUAUUCUACCGGUGCGCGCGAGCUAAGCUGGAAGGUAAAAGAAGGACAACGUACGGGAGCGAGAUCGAAAUAUUUGGAAUGCGGCUUGUUUACAUAACGCGCUCGAGAAAAUCUUUAUCUCGUAUGGAUUUUUCGAACCGACCUGAUUUCCAUGUCUGAUCGUACAUUCUCGACUUGUCUCGCGAGCAGCUUCUUCUUUUUAUUUUUCGUUAUCUUCGGUCUUCGAAAAAGUGUUAAAUACAAAGGAUCUGCAGUGAAUUAGUUGGGGGCAUUUUUCAUUUUUAAUCAAGGUUUUCCAUACACCAACACCGAAGAACGAUCCGAUACUCUUCGAUGUUUGUUAUUGAAACGAUAUAAUCGGGGAGGCUCGGACGUUUCGUCACAUGCAAGAUGAGAAACAUAUUUUAGUCUGCGUGCGCGUGUUUGAUCCUCGUCCCGAGUCAAGUGAUCAUACGUCAAAUGGUUAGCCAGACAUUUUCUGGCUCGAUUCGAACCAUCGUCCGGUAGCGAAUUUGACUCGAUGCUUUUACGAUUCAUCACCGAAUCGUGGACAGAAAAGUGAUCGAGGAAACAUUGACUCGCGAACGAGACAGGGGCGACGCAUCUCGCUCUGGCUUCCGACGAGGGUGAGUGAAUAAGGAGGGAAAGACAGCUGACGGGGAGGAGAAGGAGGAAAGCAGGGAGUGUGCUGGGAACCGGUUGUGUGCACGCGUUUACUCGUUGGCCCAGAUGAGAAGGAUACAAAUUGGCGCAUCAAUACGGGGCCGAGUGAAAAUAUUCGCCUUUGUCGAAAAAUCGACGAGCCCCGAGAAGCUUUGAGUCGAUCGUCGGAGUUAGAAGAGGAGGAGGAGGAUCGGAGGUGGAGAAAGAGAAGCAAGAGGAGGCGAAGAAGAGCUUUUCCAACGAUAGGAAGGAGUGAUGGUGUCUUCUGAAUGCGAUGACUGUGGCCGCAGCCGUGGCACUGUGGCACCGGGCCCACCUCUACAAGACCCUCGCUUGCGUCAUCCUCGCUCUCGUUGCUCUUCAAUAUUUGCUCAGCGGAGUUCUCGAACGUCACUCGAUCGAAACCAUUUUCGCUAUUAACACUACCAAAUACGCGGAGCACUCUUAUCUGAAUUAUCAUCCCCGAGGUCUGACCAUUUACGGACCCGCUGCGAGUUACGACGCAAUUCCGAAUAAUAUUUCUUCAUCGGCGAAGGCUAUCUACGUCGAGCCUACUACUCGAAUUUCCAAUCUGACCAACGCUUCCAGAACGUCGGAGACGUCCUUCCCGACAAAAAGUUCCGGCACCCUUCCGACGAACGUAACGGAGCUUCCGGCACUUCUCAGAUGUCCUUCCAUUCCCCCAAAUCUCGUCGGUCCAGUACUCGUGAUUAAAACGAUACCGGAAAACGGGGUUACCGAGGCGAGUUUCGCGAGGGUCAAACCGGGCGGUAAAAGCUCACCCGACGAGUGCAUCCCUCGUUAUCGCGUUGCCAUUGUAAUUCCAUUUCGCAAUCGACCCGAGCACCUUCAGACACUCGUUUACAAUCUUCAUCCAAUUCUUCUCAGGCAGCAAAUAGACUAUCAAAUUUUUGUCGUCGAGCAAGAAGGCACCGGUCAAUUUAACCGAGCUAUGCUGAUGAACGUCGGAUACGUCGAGGCACUCAAGGAACGAAUGUUCGACUGCUUUAUUUUUCACGACGUCGACCUAGUGCCCGAGGACGAUAGAAAUCUUUAUACUUGUCCCGAGCAGCCGAGGCACAUGUCCGUUGCAGUCGACAAGUUCAAAUAUCGAUUGCCAUAUCCCGAUUUGUUCGGGGGAGUUUCGGCGAUGACGACCGAACAGUUCCGGUUGGUCAAUGGUUUCAGCAACGUUUUUUGGGGCUGGGGCGGCGAGGACGAUGACAUGGCGAAUCGCAUAAAAGCACGGGGUCUUCAUAUAUCCCGUUAUCCAGCUAACAUUGCGCGAUAUCGUAUGAUGACGCAUAAAAAAGAAAAAGCCAAUCCCCGAAGGUACGAGUUCCUCAAGAGCGGCAAAAAAAGAUUCUCCACCGACGGCCUGAGCAAUCUUCAAUACGAAUUGGUCGACAAGCAGAAGCUCAAAUUUUACACUUGGCUACUCGUCAGACUCACACCCCCGCAGCCCAGCUGAUGGCUACCCCCCUGGUUUGGUUAAAAACCCUGGUCUUUCUCGCAUUUCCAUCCAUCCGUCUUUCAACGAUAAAUUUUUAUUUUUAUUUUUUUCUUCCUCUCUUCGAGUUUUCCACGAGAAUAGACCAAAAGCUACUCGGCAUCUCGUCUCUGCUCGUGCCUCAAGAGAUUAGCAACUUUUCACUUUUAUAAUAUCAACGUUCAUGAUGGUUUUGUCGGCGCGGGAGCGGCCAGUCAAAAAGUUGGAUCGACGGUUUGACAGGUUUUUCGAAAAAUGGAAAAAAUUCAUUGCUCAAUCACUUAGAAAUCAACUUAAUUUUUUACGAUUAUUCGAAUAGCCAUGCCGGGCGAUCCGCGGGUCAGGAUCGCUUCUAAAUUCCUUUCGUAAACGCGGAACCGAAUUUUUAAAAACAUUCGAAACAACAACGAUGUUGACAAAAAACAUAGCGAGGAUUUUGUGGUCGAACGAAUUUUGGAAUCGUCCAGAGUAUAUUGAAAUGAAGAAUAAUGCGAGGUACCGAUGAGAACGCCAGCGCCGUUUUUUCUUCAAUAAGCCAUGACUGAUCUCGACUUCCCAAUAUGUUUUUUAUCGUCCCUCGAAAUCUGCGCUUUUGAGAAUAAUAAAAUCCGUAGAAAAUAGAAGAAAACCGAAGAGGUCAAAACUAAUGGAAAUAAUGAAAUAUACAAGAUGUGCCAAAUGACACGACGAGUGUACGAUGAUAAAAGGAUGUACUUGAUGGAGAGAGAGUGUUUGUAAGUGUGUGUAUGUGUGUAUCAGUGAGUUAGGAAAGCGCGACGACGAUUGAACCGUGCAUGGAGUUUUUCUCUUUCGCAUUUCUCUGGUUCGUCAGUCUACUUGAUCAUACAAAUAUGUAAAUAUCGAUCGAGCGAGCCACCCUAUUGCAAUUUCUUGUGCCGCUGGCCAUUCAUUUUUCACUCAAAUCGUUUUUAUGAUUAUAAUCAUUAUUGUUAUUACUGAUAUUAUCGCUCUAUUAAUUCGCGAAACAAAUCAACGAUCUCGAGACGCUUAUAUUCGUACACACUCGCGCGUACAAAUACAUGCAUAUAUUUAAUAAUAUGGGAGAGAUAGAGAAGGGGAUAUUUUCACUUGUUUUAUUGGUCACGCGACAGAUCGAACACACGCAAACUUCCUAGAAUUUGAAUCGUCGUCAAGCGAGACUCGAAAGUAACAAGAGAAUAUUUUAUCGUCAUUCGCCGUCGCGACACUUUUGGAUUCUUUCAAAUACCGCGAAAGAAUAAAAGUGAAACUUUUAAAAAUGAGAUUUAAAAAAGUAAAGAAUCGAGUUUGGAGUGGUAUAGUCGAGCUUAUUUUUUUAUCGUUCUACAUUCGUUGGCGGUAGUGAAUUUUCAAGAUUGAAAAUACGGGAUCGUGUAAUUGUUCGUUGUUGUUUUUUUUUCUUUCUUUUUUAGUAGUCGUAAGACGCGCAAUUUUUGAGGAUUCGCGUUCACACACGGGCACGAUGAGCUGAUAAGGAAAAAGCAUUAAAAUCAUGAGAUUGACAUUUUGGAUUUGAGAAAAAAAACAAGAGACAAAAGAAAAAAAAUCAACUCGUUAACGCAUACUGCGUCCACUGUACUGUUCAUGAAAUGUAAAAUAUAUACUAACGGUAAUAAUAAUAAUAAUGAAAAUUUUUCAUUUCUCGUCAAAUUUUCGCUAAUAUAACAUGUUCAAUACUAGCGAAUUUAUAUUUCCCAGUUUAACGCGAUUUUUUCUAUUUUCUACUCGAGAACAAUAUUUUUAUAAAACUUCAACUUCUUAGAUGAAUUAUUCGAUAUUUUUAAUACUCUUUUUCCGAGUUUCUCCUUAUUUCAUAGAGGAACACCGUAAAGAUCAUAAUUUUCAAUAUAGCUACAGUUCGAAUUUAUAUAUUUUUAAUCAUAAUUGUUGAAUUUUGAAAUUGAUGGAGUAACGGCGAUGACUGUGGCACGAAAAAGAAAUUAUUAGCAACCGAAAAUUGAACGAGAAAUGAAAGAGUUGUUUGUAAAAAUAAAAUUAAAGUUUACAUCGCUGGAGUUGAAUCAGAUUCCCUCUGGUUUCACGAUAAUCCAUAGUUUUACAGAUUGUUUUUCAAAAAAUAUUAAAGCUCCAAUGCUCCGUGUAAAAAUUCAAGCGUCUCGUACAUUUGUAGUUUGCAGCGCUAAACGCGAUGGUGGGAACGAUACUUAAGUCCGUCGUGCUGGAAAAUCUCGGGUAUACACGUAAGAUGAUAAAAUAAUGUUUCCACCGUUGAUGAAACGAUCGAGUAAGAAAGGAUGAUCGGAAAAAAGGGAAAAACCACACGAUGAAGACACAAUACAAUAAAUAUAGGUCUCACGUCCACGUCACAUAUCGCGCGUAUUAAUAUAAUUAAAUAAAUACAAGAAUGAAUGAAAUAUUUAAUAUAAAAAGGCGUUUCACGCAUGUACAGAUUUGAAUCUCAUCGAAUUGCGCCAAGGGAUACUUAAAAGGUACUAGAACUACGAAAAUAAUAUUAACAUCAACAAUAAUAACAGCACUAACAAUAUUAAUAUUAAUAAACGUAGAUAUACGUGAAUGAUUGUGGCGAGUUUGCGGGCUGUGAAAAAGCUGUUGAUUCUGUGUAGGAUUGAAAGACAAAUAUAAGAAAAACAGCGUUGAAAAUACCCAACAUUCAGCUUUGGGAUGGCGACAUAAUUACGUUCGGGAUUAAAAUAGAAAGUCAAAUAAAGACAGAAUUUUUUUCGAAUUUUCCACUGAAAUGAGAAGAUGAAACACAAUCGAAGAAUUUUCUCUGCGAUCUUUAGCACUCCAUUUGUUCCAUCAUAUUAAUGUAGGCGAUAAAACGUUGUUGUUUUGAAUUUUAUGUUUUUAUUUUUUUGUAAUAAUGGUAUUUCUUCAUGUCUUCCAAUUGCAAAAAUUGUUCGAUUUUCAACACGUUUCGUUGUUCGAAAAUAACGCGACUUCCUGUUUUUCCGUACUAAAAUUUCUAUAUCGAAGGAACCAUUCGAGUGUUGAAUAAACACUAAGAAAAUAAUUAAAUAUAAAAUAAAAUACCAACCAGCAAAGACAAGAUAGUGAUAUAUUACGGAUUGUUAAGGCAACGCGCGAUGAAUGAUUAAUGAUUAUGGUUUUGAAAUUUGUCUCGUUGAUGUGUAUUGUAAACCGUCAGCUUCGUCUUAUUCUCCAUUUGAAAAUUUACUAUUUUUUAAUCGAUCAUUCUGUAAAGCGGAUGCGAACGAUCUGAUGCGCAAUUCUUGCACUCCUAUUAUUCAAACUUCAAUAUCGCUAAUAAAAUUAUCGAGUAAACAUUUCUCAAAGUAAUCUUUAGAAAAUGAAAUGUAAUAGCAUAACUAUCGAAAUGAUACAAUAAUAUUGAGUGAAAGGAACGCAAAAUGUUGAAAAAAAUGUAUAACAAAAAGUUAAAAGAAUAACUCAAAACAUUUUUGAGAUUUUUGAAUCAAUCCCAGUCAGUUGAAGUUUGAGAAAAUGGACGAGGGGGGGGAUAUCCCGAGUUAAACGAAUUUCAUCUUUGUCUAUUGAUUUCCUGACGGUGCCAUAAUUACUUUUUUUUCCAUGUUUCAAUAACUUCUUACUAUUUACAUAUGCGAGUUCUUCAUUUAAUUUCCCCCCAAAAAUUUAAACCUAUUCAACGAGACGAAGAAUUGUGUGCACGAGAAUCAAACGCGAAAGAAAAUGUACAGCUACGUUGUAAUGAAACAAUAAAUUACGUUGAAUCGA